UGACGUAAGACAAUGUUUUUGGUUGAAGACAAGCCGCCAUUCCAAGCUCGGAACUUAACGCGAAUUGCCUGCACAUAGAUAUAGUACGGACCCUGUGUGUUGCCAUAGACAGUGGCAAAUGCAGUAGAAGUAUGCUUAAAAAAAUAUUUUGUCAGUCACCACGGGAUAUUUGUUGAUUAAAAAAAACGAUCUGGGAUGCGGGUGGAAACAUUUCAGGGUGACUUUGUUUAAUGAAGAAGGCGUUUUCACAAAAUGGAAGAAAUAUUUUCGUCGUCGUUGUUGAUAUCCUUCACCUCAACGAGAAUGUUAUACUGACGCAAUUAGUUCACUCGACAAAUAGAAAGCAUUCCAAUGCCUUGUUGCAGAACCGAGAGCAACCAGGAAUUCUGAGUAAUUUGUCCAGUUUUAUAAUGAAUCAAAGCAUCUGCUGAGGCAAUUUUGAUAUUUCAGAUUUUUGUCUUCGAUUUGUCGUUUCUUCCUAACGUUAUACGUGAGGAUAUUGUAUUUAUCGUUUUCUUACAGGUUUACGUGGUGAAGCAUAGACAUUUGAAAUAUCCUGUAACAGUUGGUAAAUGUUCUGCAAGACUGGGUUUGCUUACAUUAACGUAUUUUUUAACAGUCACAGAACCGGACGUGUUUGUUUACAAAGGUCUUGCGGUUUUCUUGCCCAAAGUAGGGGAGUAUUUCGUCUAGGCUGGUAGGAAGAAAACAUUUUUUUUUAUUGAAAAUCGAUUACCUAGAUUGUAUUGUCAAUUCUGUUUUAAUUACUUUAUAUGUAAUUAUUUUGAUUCAAAAAAUUUUAUACUUUAAGGAAUUCCACCUCUGUGCGACAUAGACUACACCUUUCUGGGAGUUACCCUUGAUCGAGUAGUGCUCAAUCAUAGUUUCCAACAUGAAGUGCCAAGAGCUUUCAGAAACGUUCAGGGAUAAAGUUGUACAGCGGUACAAGUUAGGUGAAGGUUACAAGAAAAUCUCCAAUACAUUAGGUAUCCCAUUGAGUACAGUCAAGUCAAUCAUUAAGAAGUGGAAGGUGUAUGGAACAACUGAGACUCUGCCCAGAUCUGGACGGCCUUCCAAAAUAAGCAGUUGGGCCAAAAAGAUUUUAGCUCUAGAGCUCACUAUGAGACCAACUGCCACUUUGAAAGAGCUUCAGACUUCCAUGGCUGAGAUGGGAGAGAAUGUCCAUGAAUCAACUAUAGCCCGAUCAUUUGCCAACUGUAGCCGAAAUGGGCGAUCGGCACAAAUGAGGCCGUCACAGACAAACGACAAUCUUGAAUCCAGAAUGGCUUUUGCAGUAAAGCAUUUAGAUUAUACCGAUGUUGAGACGGGUAAAAAUCCAUCAAAGCCAAGGGGCAUGAUGUCCUCUUAUGCCUACUUUGUUCAGAUGUGCCGGGAGGAGCACAAGAAGAAGCACCCAGAAGCUUCAAUCAACUUCUCAGAGUUCUCCAAGACGUGCUCUGAGAGAUGGAAGGCUAUGACUGCAAAGGAAAGGGGCAAGUUUGAGGAUCUGGCCAAGCUUGACAAAUUGCGCUACGAAAGGGAAAUGAAAAGCUAUGUUCCUCCCAAGGGAGAGAAGAAGAAGAAGAAGAAGCUUAAGCAACCCAUCGCCCCAAAGAGACCACCUACUGCGUUCUUCAUCUUCUGCGCUGACCUCCGACCCCAGGUGAAGGUGGAGACUCCUGGCCUGUCCAUUGGUGAUGUGGCCAAGAAACUGGGAGAGAAGUGGAACAAGCUCUCAGCUGAAGACAAGGUGCCAUACGAGAAGAAAGCCGCCAAGCUGAAGGAGAAGUAUGAGAAGGACAUCACCGCGUACCGCAACAAGGGUAAGGUUCCCGUCAGCAUGCCGGCAAAGGCUACCGCUCCCGCCAAGGAUGACGAUGAUGACGACGAUGAUGACCACAACGAAGAUGGUAACAAGGAUGGUGAUGACAACAACGAAGAUGGUAACAAGGAUGGUGAUGACAACAACAAAGAUGGUAACACGGAUGGUGAUGACAAGAACAAAGAUGAUAUCAAGGACGGUGAUGACAACAACAAAGAGGAUAGCGAGGACUGUAAUGACAACAACAAAGAUGAUAACAAGGACGAAGAUGACGACAACAAAGAUGAUAACAUGGAUGAUGAUACCAAAAACACUGACAAAAACGAUGAUGUCAACAACAACAAUGAUAAAAAUGAUGACCACAACGAUGAUGCAGAGUAGAUUACCACUGUUAUAGGUAGAGCUUAUCAUCUCUUGUUUAUAAAGCAUUUAACCUCCCAUGUAAAAAAAAAAACAUCACUUACUCAAAACAGAAACUAACUCGAAAAAGAUAUAAAAACUAAGAAAACAAACAUCCUGUACCAAAAAAGCUUAACCAUUGUGUACAAGAUUUUUCUUCUUGUUUUUGUAUAGUAUACAGAAGGGUCAUUUGUGUUUUUCUGUGCUUCUUUCCCAUUUUCCCCCUCCCAUUUUCCUCCCUACCUGUGGUAGUUCCUGUACACCACCAUUGUCCCUGGAUAGAUCCCAAAUGACACAUCAUUUACUAUUUAGUGCACUAGUUUUUACCAGGUCACCUUGUUCUUUGGUCAAACGUGGUACACUGUGUAGGGAACAUGGUGUAAUUUGGGAUUCAGCCCUGCCUGGUGUAGGUAAAAACGUCUUGGCACCCAAUAAAUCUAUUUGCCCUAGCUAGCAGUGCACAGCAGAACACAAACCAAUUUUCGUUUGGGAUUUGUAGAUGGACAGGGCUACAACUAUGUUGUUAGAUGACUUUGGGUCCCCAGAAGAGGGUUGAAAACCACCAGUUUAAGAAGUAUUACAUUUUUGGUAGAAUGGACAUUACUUUAUGUUGUGUUAAACAGUGUCAGGUCUAAAAAUGUCUGGGUCUAUACUUUAAUAAAAAAUAGAUGUUACAUGA
Esox lucius (northern pike) is the source of this 2900-nucleotide messenger RNA. RefSeq names its product high mobility group protein 1.2-like. The coding region runs from base 893 to 2203 and encodes 436 amino acids. Gene Ontology annotation, molecular function: DNA binding, bending. Lineage: Eukaryota; Metazoa; Chordata; Actinopteri; Esociformes; Esocidae. The transcript is spliced from 5 exons. Gene Ontology annotation, biological process: DNA transposition; regulation of transcription by RNA polymerase II; DNA integration. The record is from RefSeq and is a predicted model, not a curated record.